Molecule: messenger RNA, 4290 nt
Organism: Hippopotamus amphibius kiboko
Lineage: Eukaryota; Metazoa; Chordata; Mammalia; Artiodactyla; Hippopotamidae
Gene: SELENON
Product: selenoprotein N
Exons: 12
Biological process (GO): skeletal muscle fiber development; calcium ion homeostasis
Cellular component (GO): endoplasmic reticulum membrane
Molecular function (GO): calcium ion binding
Source: RefSeq, a predicted model, not a curated record
AUGGGCCGCGCCCGGCCGGGCGAGCGCGGGCCGCCCAGCUCCGGCCCCGCCGCGCCGCCCGCGCCCCCCGCGCCCCCGCCGCGCCGCGCCCGCGCCCGCGCCCUGGCGCUGCUGGGAGCGCUCCUCGCCGCCGCCGCCGCGGCCGCCGCCGCCCGGGCCUUCGCCCGCUACGCCGAGGCCCAGGCGGCCGCGCGGCAGGAUUCAGCGCUGAAAGCCCUGGGGACAGAAGGUCUCUUCCUCUUUUCCUCCCUGGACACUGACCGGGACAUGUACAUCAGCCCCGAGGAGUUCAAGCCCAUCGCUGAGAAGCUGACAGGGUCAAGCCCUUCAGCCAGCUACGAGGAGGAGGAUCUGCCCCCCGACCCCAGCGAGGAGACGCUCACUAUAGAAGCCCGAUUCCAGCCUCUGCUCCCAGAGUCCAUGACCAAGAGCAAAGAUGGGUUCCUAGGGGUCUCCCGCCUGGCGCUGUCUGGUCUCCGCAACUGGACCACCGCAGCCCUGCCAAGCGCAGUGUUCGCCGCCCGCCACUUCCGGCCCUUCCUUCCCCCUCGGGGCCACGUGGAGCUGGGUGAGCCCUGGUGGAUCAUCCCCAGUGAGCUGAGCGUCUUCACCGGCUAUCUGUCCAACAACCGCUUCUACCCACCGCCGCCCAAGGGCAAGGAGGUCAUCGUCCACCGGCUCCUGAGCAUGUUCCACCCUCGGCCCUUCGUGAAGACCCGCUUUGCCCCUCAGGGGGCUGUCGCCUGCCUGACCGCCAUCAGCGACUUCUACUACACUGUGAUGUUCCGCAUCCAUGCGGAGUUCCAGCUCAGUGAGCCGCCCGACUUCCCCUUCUGGUUCUCACCCGGCCAGUUCACCGGCCACAUCAUCCUCUCCAAAGACGCCACCCACGUCCGCGACUUCCGGCUCUUCGUGCCCAACCACAGGUCUCUGAAUGUGGACAUGGAGUGGCUGUACGGGGCCAGCGAGAGCAGCAACAUGGAGGUGGACAUCGGCUACAUACCCCAGAUGGAGCUGGAGGCCAUGGGCCCCUCAGUGCCCUCCAUGAUCCUGGACGAGGACGGCAACAUGAUCGACAGCCGCCUGCCCUCGGGGGAGACCCUCCAGUUUGUGUUUGAGGAGAUCAAGUGGCAGCAGGAGCUAAGCUGGGAGGAGGCUGCCCGGCGCCUGGAGGUGGCCAUGUACCCCUUCAAGAAGGUCACCUACCUGCCGUUCACUGAGGCCUUUGACCAAGCCAAGGCCAAGAACAAGCUGGUGCACUCCAUCCUGCUGUGGGGGGCCCUGGACGACCAGUCCUGCUGAGGUUCAGGGCGGACUCUCCGGGAGACUGUCCUGGAAAGUUCGCCCAUCCUCACCCUGCUCAACGAGAGCUUCAUCAGCACCUGGUCCCUGGUGAAGGAGCUGGAGGACCUGCAGAACAAUCAGGAGAACCCAUCCCACAAGAAGCUGGCCAGCCUGCACCUGGAGAAGUACAGCUUCCCCGUGGAGAUGAUGAUCUGUCUGCCCAACGGCACCGUGGUCCACCACAUCAACGCCAACUACUUCUUGGACAUCACCUCCCUGAAGCCCGAGGACAUCGAGAACAACGUCUUCAGCUUCUCAUCCACCUUUGAAGACCCGUCCACCGCCACCUACAUGCAGUUCCUGAAGGAGGGCCUCCGGCUUGGCCUGCCCCUCCUCCAGCCCUAGGGUGCCUGCCGGGUGGUGAGAAGCCAGCUGCACGGGGAGCUGGGCAGGCCCCUCGGCCCCAGCGCCAGAGCAGCCCUCGCACAUUUCCCACGUCCAGCCUUCCCACGCCACCUCAGGGGCAGCCAUCUGAGCUUUGCCUCAGGGACGGGGGAACAGGGAUCCUUGGCUGACCCGGUGGAUGCACCUUGAGCUCCAGCUGCUACCGUCAGCUGUCACUACCGUCCUGGCUCUGGAAGCUGCUUGGGACCCAAGAACAGGGCCUGGGGUCCUCUCCCUGGACCUCACCCGCUCAGGCACAUAGGCCUGGCCCAUGUAGGGUGAACCGUAGGAAAGCGUGGGUGCUAGAAAGACAGGGCCACCCCUCUCUCCUUACCUUCACCCCCUCCCAACAGAAACAUCAAGAAGCCCUGGCCUGGGGCUGGGGGGAGGCUGCCGGGGAGGCACUCCUGUCGGUCCGGAGCUUUCUUCCUGGCCAUAGCCCUGGCUGCCCUCCUGUGCCUGGUGUCCCCAGUGAGGUCAGUCUCAGCUGCAGACAGCCUCCUGGAAGCUCUGGGCAGAGCCCUCCUUCAGAAGGGGACAUCGUACGGUAGCCCUGCUGCUCCCCAGACCGCUCAAUCCCCCCUGAUGACAGGACCCCACAGCCUGUUUCAAGACUUACUGGAGGCCAGCUCUCUGGGGAGGCUCACGGUGAAGUAAGCUUCUGCCCUUGGCAGGGCGUCUGCUGAGGCCCAGGACCACGGCACCCCUCCCCCCUCCCCCAGCACAGGUCACGGCAGGACGGCUGGAGCCAGCGUCCCCGUAACACCUGCCCCUCAGACCUCAGCUCCGCAGAAGUGCAGCCCAGCCAACGAACACAGCCUCCCCCCCAGCUGGCGCUGUCCCCGCCAUCAGGCAGCCCGGACCAGCCUGUCCACCCCUGGGUGGCCACUGACUCUCCCUGGUCACUCUUAGGGCCUUGGUCCACGUCCUGAGCCCCUGACCACAGCCGUUGUCUUUUUUAUACAUGCAAGAAAAGUGUUUUUACGUGACCUUUCUCACAGUUUAGAUGUAUUUUUGAUAGCCCUGGCACUGAGGAGAAAGAAGGGGCGCUGGUGUCCCCCAGCAGCUGCCCCAUGGUGGCUGGAUCUGAAAGCCUAGGUGGAUCCAGCUUGAUGUCUUUGCAGUUGCUCCUGUGGGAAGAAACAUCCCUCUCUUCCUUCUCCUCUUCCAACGUUUAAAAAAUAGUCCUCAGAGGGUCAGUGUACCCCCAACUCUACCCUGGUCCUCCACUCAGGCCCAUGAGGGGCCCUCGGGCUCUCAUAAAGCCCCCCGACGUCCCCUGCCCACCCCUGCCCUCACUUACGCCCCCUUCUCCCCCGACUGGGGGGCUCUCUCCUGAACGUGGAAGAGCAAGGAAGGCAAACGUUUCCUCAGAGGCACUCCCAGGCUUCCCACCCGCUGCUGGAAUUUCCACACGGAGUCUUCCUCGCAGACUGUCUUGUUCUCAGUGUCGUAUCAAGUGUCAUAAUAUUAGCUAGUUACCAACAGCUUUCUCUCUCUAAGGCACUUUGUUAAGAUUCUGUGUAUUUCCUCGUUUAAUCCUCACAGCAAAGGUGAGGUGGAUAUGAAUCAUUCCCGUUUUGCAGGUGAAGGAAUUGGGUCUCAGGAAAGUGAAGUGACUUGCCCGAGGUCACUCAGUGGUAGCGUUGAGAUUCAGCCUGUGUCUUGAUGUUGGAGUGUCUUGUCUUGCAUUGCGCUCCCCCAAACCCCCACCCCUCUCCGCUGCCUGUUUUCCCUGAAGUGAAAAAGCCUCUCAAACCAAAGUGUCUCAUUCCCCUCUGUUCUCCAGAGCAGAUGCGCUUGCUCCAGCAAGCUCAGCCAGGUUCUUUGUGUCCCUUCUGGGAGGCAGUGCUUCCAUGCCGCUUAUAGGGAAGGGAGGGCACUAAGCCUGUCUCAGUGCUUCCAAGCAUGGGUGGCAUUAGCCUGUCCCACAAGCCACCCAGUGUCAGCAGAGGCUCAGCCCUCCCAGCCAGCAGGCUCUUCCCCUCAUGCUAGUCUGGGAGGGCCGGCACCAUUAUGAGUGACCCUUGUCCCAGGAAAGGGGACGCUUGUGCUUUCUGCAUCCUCAUCUGACACCUCUGCCUGACCCCCCACUGUGCCUUGAGGCUCAUGGUGGGGGAGGGCCCCAGCUGCCCUCUUGUCAGCCCUCUGCCACUUCCCUCCCCAGUCCCCAAUGUGUCCUAUAAUAAAAUUGGAGAGAUUAGGGUUGUUCUAAGUGCCUUUCCUCUGAGCCAAUGGUGGUUCAUUUCUGUCCUCAGUCUCACUCCUCUGCUGGGAUUGGCUUGGCGGGUGGGCAAGGGAGAAUGGCUGGAAUGGCAUUGAGGACUAUCUUAUUUGUCACCAGAAGGCUCAAGUGACUUGCUUAAAAUAAAUUUGCGAUAGACCUAGAGGUAGAACUUACUAUGUUUAGAAUCUAGUGCUCUGUGUUGAGAAAUAUUCUGAAGUUAAACCCAUCAUCUUAGAAGCAGAGCCUGAGACAGGCAUUAGGUGAUUUUUUUGAGGAUGUGAACUUCAGGAAAAACCUGUAAAAGAAGGAUAGAAGCAGAAGGGGGAAUGGAAUAC